AUGUCAAGACUGUUCAUCAAUGAUCAAACUACAUCAACAUCCUCUGUUGUCCAAACGACCAGACAUUACUCGAAGAAGGCACCACCUGUUCAAGAGAAGGUGGUCAUGUCAUUGGUAGAUGUGAUGAAGAAGUUGGAUGAUGGUCGUGUGUUGCUAAAGAAUACAUCAUUGUCAUUCCUUUCAAACUCAAAGAUUGGUCUGCUCGGCGCAAAUGGCUCGGGAAAGUCAACGUUGAUGAAGAUUUUGGCAUUCGAGGAUACAGAGAUGGAGGGCGAGGUAUUGCUAUCAAAGGGCAUCACAGUCGGCUACCUGCAUCAGGAGCCUGAACUCGACCCCGACUUGACGGUCGAGGAGAACAUCUUUGACAGCUUGACCGAGGAGAAGGAGAUCCUCGAUCGUCACGAUGAGAUCACAGAAGAAUUGGCAUCACUCACACCCGGCAGCAAGGAGCACAAGGCCUUGACAGCCGAGCAGAAGAAGCUGGGCGAUCGCAUCGACAAGGAGAAGCUGUGGGACUUGAAGCGAAAGAUCGCCAUUUCAAUCGAUGCCCUUAGGUGUCCACCAGGUGACGCAUCAGUCGUCAAUCUGAGCGGUGGUGAGCGACGUCGUGUGGCCCUCGCCCGUCUACUUAUCACAAACCCAGACAUCCUAUUGCUGGACGAGCCAACCAAUCAUUUGGAUGCCGAGUCGGUUGCAUGGCUCGAGCGCUUCCUCAAGGAGUACAAGGGCACUGUCGUGGCAAUUACUCACGACCGCUACUUCUUGGACAAUGUGGCCAACUGGAUCCUCGAGGUCGAUCGUGGCAGCCUCAUCCCAUUCAAGGGCAACUACAGUGGCUGGCUGAGACAAAAGGAAUCGCGUCUCUCAAUGGAGGCCAAGAAGGAGGAGGGUCGCAAGAAGGCAAUCAAACGUGAGUUGGAGUACCUGUCUGGCGGUGCCAAGGCUCAGACCAAGAAGAGCAAGUCUAGGAUUACAAAGUACAACGAGUUGGUAGAGGCGGCACCCGAGCGAUUCAGGGAGGCUGGCAAGAUUGCCAUCCCGCCCUGUCCACGUCUUGGUGGCAUUGUGAUCGAAGCCAAGAAUCUCAAGAAGGAGUUUGACGGCAGGCUGCUGUUUGACAACCUCAACUUCAGUAUCCCACCUGGCUCCAUCGUGGGCAUCAUCGGACCAAAUGGUUCGGGCAAGUCCACACUCUUCAGAAUGAUCACUGGUGAUUUGGAACCCGACGAGGGAUCGAUCAGACUUGGUGAGACAGUGCGCAUGGGUCACGUCUCUCAAUCACGUGCAUCAUUGAACGACGACAAGACUAUCGUGGACGAGGUCAGCGGUGGCGUGGACUUUAUCAACAUGGGUACCUAUCAGGUUCACGUUCGCGAAUAUCUCAGUCACUUCAACUUCAAGGGUCCCGAGCAGGACAAAUACAUUGGUUCACUGAGUGGAGGUGAGCGAAACAGAGUACAUUUGGCAAAAAUGAUCAAGCGUGGAUGUAAUGUGCUGUUGCUGGACGAGCCUACCAACGAUCUGGACGUCGACGUGCUGAGAAACUUGGAGAAUGCUCUUGAGGACUUCCCUGGCUGCGCAGUGAUCAUUAGUCACGACCGUUACUUCCUCGAUCGUCUGUGUACACAUAUCAUCUCAUUCGAAUCAGAAGGCAACGUCGUAGUCUUUGACGGAAACUACACCGAGUACGAAGACGAUCGUCAACGACGAACUGGCAAGCGAUACGAUCCCUCCAAGCUAAAGUUCAAGAGAAUACACACAGUCUAG
Messenger RNA from Acytostelium subglobosum LB1, 1767 nucleotides. RefSeq lists its product as hypothetical. The transcript is spliced from 2 exons. Gene Ontology annotation, biological process: negative regulation of translational elongation. Gene Ontology annotation, molecular function: ATP binding; ATP hydrolysis activity. The coding region runs from base 1 to 1767 and encodes 588 amino acids. The record is from RefSeq and is a predicted model, not a curated record. NCBI's taxonomy places the organism in Eukaryota, Evosea, Eumycetozoa, Acytosteliales, Acytosteliaceae.